Pichia kudriavzevii is the source of this 1281-nucleotide messenger RNA. RefSeq lists its product as uncharacterized. The record is from RefSeq and is a predicted model, not a curated record. The transcript has a single exon. Bases 1 to 1281 code for a protein of 426 amino acids. Lineage: Eukaryota; Fungi; Ascomycota; Pichiomycetes; Pichiales; Pichiaceae. Gene Ontology annotation, cellular component: plasma membrane.
AUGCCAGACUGGGCAAACGUCACUGUUGCUACGCCCGUUGAAUGGGCAUUUCGUCAAGUCGACUCUUUGUUUGUGAAAAUACUCCCAUCUAAAAUACACCACCAACUAAAGAAGAUAUUUGAUUUCUUAGUGAGCAAGUGGUUUUUUAUUGGGUUGGCCUGCUUCAUUGCAUUGGCCCACUCGUAUCCCAGCGCCACCAAUGGUGUCCACAUUGACUAUUGGGCUGUGGCGCUCAUUUUCUUCAUCUCUGGUUUAUCGAUUCAUCGCAAUGAGUUGUUACUCAACUUCUCAAACAUCCACGCACAUAUCUCGGUGCUUGUAAUGUCUUUCCUAAUUACAUCGUCCAUUGUCUAUGGCAUCUGCUGCGGAAUCAAGGCUGCCGGUAAUGAAAAAAUCGCAAACUGGAUGUUGGUGGGCUUGAUUGUCACACAUACCUGUCCAACUACAGUCUCCUCAAAUGUCGUCAUGACUCGGCUGGCCGACGGUAACGUAGCUCUCUGUCUAUGCGAAGUCAUUAUAGGCAAUAUGUUGGGCGCGUUUAUAACCCCGGCAUUGUCGCAGAUGUACUUAACAGGGACUUGGUCCUUUGCAAACCCGGCAAACGGUUCCAGCGUCCAAUCUGUUUAUAGGCACGUUAUGAAACAGAUCGGCUUGUCGGUCUUUGUCCCCAUGUUUGUCGGACAGGUGGUUCGAUAUUUCUUUGAGAAGCAGUGUGACUGGUGCAUGAAGAAGUUCAUAUUGAAUAAGGUGGGCACCUUUUGUUUGCUACUUAUUAUGUGGUCCUCCUUUUGUACGGCGUUCUACCAAAACUCAUUUACAUCAGUCUCUCAUGCUUCGAUAAUCAUGAUUUGUUUCUUCAAUUUUGGUAUUUACUUGUUCUUCACAGUUGUUUGUUUCUUUUACGCACGCCCGCUCUUCAUCAAACGGUUGUUUCCCCGUGACAUUGACAAUGAUUCAUCCUUGGCUUAUAAGAUCCUCUACAAGUUAUUCCGUCCUUUCUACUAUUCCAAGAGGGACACCGUCACCAUUUUGUUGUGUGGCCCGGCGAAAACGGCAGCAUUGGGCGUGUCGUUGGUGACGUCGCAAUACGGCAACAACAACCCGCAUUUAGGCCAGUUGUUGGUACCCUUGGUGCUAUACCAAGCUGAACAGGUCUUCACUGCCGGAAUGCUCACCUCCUUGAUGAAGAGGUGGGUUCAUUAUAACGAAGCCACCGAUUCCGAAGAGGAAUCCAACGACAAGUUCGACCAAACAUCAAUACAAUCCUUCUCUUCUGUAUAA